AUGGCUGAUUUACGACCACUUAAAAGAAUUAAAACCACUACUUGCGAUGAGGAAACUUCUAAUAAGAGCAUGAGUCUUGGCUUGCCAACGGAGAUAUUGUUGGACAUUAGUUUAAAAGUUGCAUCUCAAUCACUCACUGACCUUUGUCACCUUAAAAUGACUUCUAAAGAAUUGCUCAAUAUAACAAAUGAUGACGAUGUGUACAAGCAUGCUUUUUUGGAUGCAAUCCCCUUCUUCCGAUUCCAAGAAAUCCCACAAGAAGCUUCAUUUUUAAGUCGUUGUAGAUCAAGCGGUAACUUGGAAUCUCUCUAUAGAGAAGGCAUGGAACUAUACUUCACUAACUUGGAGCUUUAUGAAAUGGGAUUAUAUAUGGUACGUAUGGUUGCUCAAAAAGGACACAAAACAGCAAUGUAUGCCUUUGCCAUGAUUGUUCUAAUGAGCAGAGACACAAUAAGAAUAGGAUCUUUAGGAGAAUUUGGGGAGGCUUUGGGAUACCUCAGAUUUUUAAGGAACCAGAAAUGUGUACUUCGAUGUAGGAAUGAUGUUGCAAAAUUUGUUCGUUGUUUGAGGUGGAAUAAUAUGCGUUCUGAUCUUGUGAUAGCAGUAGGAGAGCGUCUAUGCAAUAAUGUUCCAUGCACAAAUACAUGGAAACUCAAAGUUGGAAGCUGGUGCUUCAUGACUGAAGAUGACGAUGAGAAUGAUCCAAACAUGCGUGAAAAUUGCAGAUGGGAUCAUGAAGUGGAAGACUUUUGCACUAUGAUAUAG
Messenger RNA from Neltuma alba, 765 nucleotides. RefSeq lists its product as uncharacterized. Lineage: Eukaryota; Viridiplantae; Streptophyta; Magnoliopsida; Fabales; Fabaceae. Gene Ontology annotation, molecular function: protein binding. Bases 1 to 765 code for a protein of 254 amino acids. The record is from RefSeq and is a predicted model, not a curated record. The transcript has a single exon.